This is a messenger RNA of Penaeus monodon (black tiger shrimp), 1987 nucleotides long. RefSeq names its product adhesive plaque matrix protein-like. The transcript has 14 exons. NCBI's taxonomy places the organism in Eukaryota, Metazoa, Arthropoda, Malacostraca, Decapoda, Penaeidae. Gene Ontology annotation, cellular component: extracellular matrix. The record is from RefSeq and is a predicted model, not a curated record. The coding region runs from base 28 to 1944 and encodes 638 amino acids.
CGUAGCACAUUCAUCGCCUUCAUCACCAUGUUCACUAAGACCGCCGUCGCUUUCGCCCUUGUGGUCGUCACUCUGGCAGCUCCUUCACAGCCUUCCUACGGAUAUACUCCUCCAGCAACUUAUGACGCUCCUGCUCAAUAUGACUUCAACUACGCCGUAAAGGACGACUACUCCGGCAACGACUUCGGUCAUCAAGAAACCCGUAACGGUUAUGACACUCAGGGUUCCUACUACGCUCUUCUUCCCGACGGCCGUCUUCAGAAGGUCGCCUACACUGUCAACGGCGACUCCGGCUACGUGGCUGAGGUCAGCUACGAGGGUGAGGCCCACUACCCUGAGUAUCACCCGGCUCCUGCCUACAAGCCUGCCCCUGUCUAUGAACCUGCUCCUGCCUACAAGCCUGCCCCUGUCUACGAACCUGCUCCUGCCUACAAGCCUGUUCCUACCUACGAACCUGCCCCUACCUAUGUUAUGCAUCCACGGGAAAACUCGACACUCUCACAUGGGACUACACCAGAAACACCUUUAGCUACAAGGAAGCUUGUACUGGAUAUGUCACCAGGGGUUCCUACUGCGUCCAACUUCACAACGAUCAUCUGGGAUUUCGACUGCUUGCCUAAGGAUGAAGUCCAGUUCGCCGUGUACAAGCCAGCAACUGUCAACGGCAUGUUCACAUUCAUCACCUUCAUCACCAUGUUCACUAAGAUCGCCGUCGCUUUCGCCCUUGUGGUCGUCACUCUGGCAGCUCCUUCACAGCCUUCCUACGGAUAUACUCCAGCAACUUAUGACGCUUCUGCUCAAUAUGACUUCAACUACGCUGUAAAGGAUGACUACUCCGGCAACGACUUCGGUCAUCAAGAAACCCGUAACGGUUAUGACACUCAGGGUUCCUACUACGUUCUUCUUCCCGACGGCCGUCUGCAGAAGGUCGCCUACACUGUCAACGGCGACUCCGGCUACGUGGCUGAGGUCAGCUACGAGGGUGAGGCCCACUACCCUGAGUACCACCCGGCUCCUGCCUACAAGCCUGCCCCUGUCUACGAACCUGCUCCUGCCUACAAGCCUGCCCCUGUCUACGAACCUGCUCCUGCCUACAAGCCUGCCCCUGUCUACGAACCUGCUCCUGCCUACAAGCCUGCCCCUGUCUACGAACCUGCUCCUACCUACAAGCCUGCCCCUGUCUACGAACCUGCUCCCACCUACAAACCUGUUCCUACCUACGAACCUGCCCCUACCUAUGCCUACAACUUUUACCAUGAACAUCAAACGUUAGGGGAAUCUUUGGAUACAGACAUGCUACAGACAUACGGGGUUAACAUGGUGAAGUGCACGACAGUAACAAAACAACUAUACCUUAAUGUAGUGAAAUUUAACAACGUCCUAAAAUCUAUUGAUUAUAUGUAUUGUGUACCUACACUAAACCACAGUGAAGAAUUCCUUUAUAAAAAUGACAGUAUGCAUCACACUUCGUCUUUCUUCAUCAUGUUCACAAAGGCUGUCGUUGCCCUCGCCCUCGUGGCCGUUGCUGCCUCUGCUCCUUCUCAACCAGCUUACGGCUACGCUCCUCAGCCUACCUACGAGGCUCCUGCCAAAUACGACUUCAACUAUGCCGUGAAGGACGACUACUCUGGCAACGACUUUGGUCACCAGGAGGCCCGUGAUGGCUACGACACUCAGGGUUCCUACUACGUCCUCCUUCCCGACGGUCGUCUGCAGAAGGUCGCCUACACUGUUAACGGCGACUCCGGUUACGUGGCUGAAGUCAGCUACGAGGGUGAGGCUCAGUAUCCCGAAUACAAGCCUGCUCCUGCCUACAAGCCUGCCCCUGCCUACAAGCCAGCUCCAUCUUACCAGCCCGCACCUGCCUACAAGCCAGCUCCUUACCAGCCCGCACCUACCUAUGAGCCUGCUCCUACCUAUGAGACCACUCCAGCCUACGCCUAAAUGAACUUUGACUAGAUGAACAUUUAUGAAUAUUUAUUAAACU